GUGCGAACGAACGGACAUCAGUCCAUCGCUGCGUUCACAUAGGACGUACCUACCCGUUGCCGAGCAGUGAGUGAGUUUUCAUAACGAUGACGGUAAUAUUGUUGAGAAUGACGUACGUCGUCGGGCUGUGCGCAUUCGUCGCCAGUGGAGCGGAGCUGCAGACCAACAAGUUCGAGGAGAACGGUACGCUGACGACAACUGUGGCGACGACGGCGAUGGCGGACGACGCCAAAGAACAAGGCAAGAGAGGCGUCUUCGACACCGGUUACGGUUACGGUGCCACCAGUUACAGUAACGUGGUACAAGGUGCACACUUCCAGCACGGUCACGAGCAGCGAGUCAUCGCCAAAACGAUCAUCCAGGAAGUGGCCCAACCGUACCCAGUUGAGGUAGAGAAACGAAUACCUUACCCGGUAAAGGUCGAGGUGCCCGUCGACCGCCCUUACCCGGUGCACGUGCCCAAGCCUUAUCCGGUGCACGUGGAUAAGCCUGUUCCAUACGAGGUCAAAGUCAACGUGCCACAACCUUACACCGUCUACAAGCAAGUCCCGUAUGAAGUCAAGUAUCCAGUCGAUAAGCCGUACACCGUGCACGUACCCCAACCGUACGCCGUUUACGUCGAGAAGCGCGUACCUUACGAAGUCGUCAAGCACGUCCCUUAUCCCGUCAAGGUGUUCGUUGACAAGCCGUACACCGUCAAAGUGCCUGUUGACAAACACAUCCCGUACACCGUCGAAAAGCCCGUGCCCUAUCCAGUCAAAGUACCAGUGGACCGCCCGUACCAGGUGACUGUCGAGAAGCACGUGCCAUAUCCCGUCGAUAAACCCGUGCCUUAUACGGUCGAGAAACGAGUGCCGUAUCCGGUCAGAGUUCCAGUCAAAGUCGAAGUCCCGGUACCUUACGUAGUAAAAGGCCACGAACAAAAGUUAUUUUGGCCAACGCAAAGUAAAGAAAAAGUAGAACAACAGCAACAACAGUACGUACCUGAAGAUCAAUCUCAACUGCAACAAUACAAACCAGAGGUACAGUCACAAUCACAACAAUACGAACCCGAAGAACAAUCUCAACCACAACAGUAUGUGCUUAAAGUACAGUCACAACCACAACAAUACGGAGGCGAUGAACAAUCUCAACCACAACAGUAUGAGCCUGAAGUGCAGUCACAACCACAACAAUACGAAUCCGAAGAACAGUCACAACCACAACAGCAGUAUGUGCACGAAAUAAAACCACAAUAUCAACAACAACAAUAUGAAUCCGACGAACAGUCGCAACCACAACAACAGUAUGUACAAGAACUAAAACCACAUCAACAACAACAAUACGAAGCCGAAGAACAGUCACAACCACAGGAGCAGUAUGGACUCAAGCUAAAACCACAUCAACAACAACAAUAUGAAGCCGAAGAACAGUCGCAACCACAGCAGAAAUAUGUGCAAGAACUAAAACCACAAUAUCAACAACAACAAUAUGAAAACGAAGAACAACUACAAAAACAAGAUAAUAGCGAUGGACAAGCACAGCAGUCUGACGAACACUCGGCACAAUCGCAGCAACAAGGCGAACAAGAGAAAAAUGACUAUUGAUAACUUUUUAAAUUAUUUUUUAUACUACCUAGUCAUAAGUCAUAAUCAUAUUAUAUUUUUUUUGGUUAGGUUAGGUUUUGUGCCGCAGUUACCGAAACCAAAUGUAUUCGACCGUAUGUACUUUCCUCGAUUUAUAACGAGUAUUAUGUAAAUAGCUUUAAUUAAUAAUCAAAUAAAGACUUAUUUUAUAUUAAAA
Messenger RNA from Myzus persicae (green peach aphid), 1782 nucleotides. RefSeq names its product zinc finger protein 512B-like. The record is from RefSeq and is a predicted model, not a curated record. Lineage: Eukaryota; Metazoa; Arthropoda; Insecta; Hemiptera; Aphididae. The coding region runs from base 87 to 1586 and encodes 499 amino acids. The transcript has a single exon.